AUGUCGACACCAGCGAACCCACAGUCGGACGAGCCCCAACAUGCCCACACCGAUGAAGAUGCAUCGAAUGAGCCACAUAACCUCCCAGAUUAUAGCACAAAGUUCAUUAGCCCCGAGCACCUACAACAGUUUAAAAAUGCCCUUGAUGCGCCAGAAGCACUGUCCCUCACCGCCGUGAACGAUUGGCGACCCAUCAACCAGCGAGUACGAAGAUCUAACAACAGCCGUAAGCCUAGGCGCAGACGGAAAGACGAAACCCGAGAAGGAUUCGUCUAUGCGUUACUAAAAUGGCCGUUCCUCAUUUUCGUUUUGACCUGGAUAGCUGUGUUGAGCUUCUGUUAUCUGCUCACCCGCUUUUACAUACUCUUCUAUGAGAACUUGUUCUCUUGGAAAGGAAAAAGACGCAGACUUCGAAAGGCACUGCGAUCUACAGACCAAUACGAAAAGUGGAAAGGUGCUGCAAAGGAAUUGGAUACAUACUUGGGAAAUGAUGUCUGGAAAGAAGACGACGAAUACGCCUAUUAUAACCAUGUUACGGUCAACGCUGUUGUUACACAGCUGCAGGACUUGAGGGCUAGGAUUCAGGUUGCCACAGACGAAGGCCGCGGCCCAGAAAGAGAUCAUGCCAUAGAAGAACUUCGUACUCUACUGGAAGCAUGCAUCAAAAACAACUUUGCUGGAGUUGAGAACCCAAGGCUAUAUAGUGAAACUUACUAUGGUACAAAGCACCUGGUCCAACAAUUUAUUAACGAAGCGGAGGCGUCCUUGAGGAUCUUACUUGAAAACGGAGGGCUACCGGAUCGUGACAAAGCUCUUUUUUUCAAGCAUCUGGAUACAAAUUUUGGGCGAACGGCUUUGUGCCUCUCGGGGGGAGCCACAUUUUCCUACUAUCACUUCGGCGUGGUUCGGGCCCUUCUAGACAACGAUGUGUUACCUGACAUUAUAUCUGGAACAUCUGGAGGCGCCCUCAUUGCCGCUUUAGUUGCCACGAGAACCGAUGCCGAGCUGAAGCAGUUACUUGUUCCCGCCCUUGCACACAAAAUUAAAGCAUGUCGUGAUGGGUUCUCCGUCUGGGUAAGACGGUGGUGGCUUACAGGUGCCCGGUUUGAUACAAUGGAUUGGGCGGAACAGUGUAGUUGGUUUUGCCGGGGUUCUACAACGUUUCGAGAAGCAUAUGAGAGAACGGGUCGCAUUUUAAAUGUGUCCUGCGUACCGUCAGACCCGCAUUCUCCAACUAUCCUGGCAAACUAUUUGACCUCCCCCAAUUGUGUAAUCUGGAGUGCCGUCAUUGCAUCUGCGGCAGUCCCAGGUAUUUUGAACCCUGUUGUUCUUAUGAUGAAGAAACCAGAUGGAACCUUGUCACCAUACUCCUUUGGUCAUAAGUGGAAAGAUGGCAGUCUCCGAACCGAUGUACCUUUGAAGGCGCUUGAUAUUCAUUUCAAUGCGACAUUCCCCAUCGUAUCCCAGGUUAAUCCACAUAUCAGCCUCUUCUCCUUUAGCACUCGUGGCAGCGUUGGCCGCCCAGUUACUCACAGAAAAGGUAGAGGCUGGCGUGGCGGCUUUCUUGGUUCUGCCAUUGAACAAUUUAUUAAGCUUGACCUUACCAAAUGGUUGAAAGUGCUCAGGCGUCUAGAGCUACUUCCUCGCCCUCUAGGGCAGGACUGGAGUGAGGUCUGGCUCCAAAGAUUUAGCGGCACCAUCACCAUAUGGCCUAAAUCAGUAUUAUCUGAUUUUUACUACAUUCUAUCAGACCCGUCCACGGAACGAUUGGCCCAUAUGCUACACGAAGGUCAGUCAAGCACCUUCCCAGCCAUUCAAUUUAUCAAAAAUAGGAUGAAGUUGGAGAAGGCUAUACGUGAAGGUUUCCUAAAAUACUCCUCUCCCGACGGAAACCCUAGUCCUGUGGGCUCCGGCGUCCGACGCAGGCGUGUACCCACACGGUCACAAUCGGAACGGGUUCUUGGAGCUGCGAUCAAUGAACAGACCGUCGAUCUGUUAAGUGAUCAUAACGUAAACGGAACGUAUACAUCUGAUGAACUAUAUACAACGGACGAGCAUCAGGACAUGGGUUCAAAACAUAUACCAUCUAACCGUCGAGAGAGCGGUAUUCUAGAAGAGCUGAGGCGGCAAUCGGCUGUGUUCUUCGAUGACGACGAUGAUGAUGCUGCAACCCUAAGCGAAUGA
Messenger RNA from Microsporum canis CBS 113480, 2184 nucleotides. Its product is annotated as lipase 5. The coding region runs from base 1 to 2184 and encodes 727 amino acids. Lineage: Eukaryota; Fungi; Ascomycota; Eurotiomycetes; Onygenales; Arthrodermataceae. Gene Ontology annotation, molecular function: triacylglycerol lipase activity. Gene Ontology annotation, biological process: lipid metabolic process. The transcript is spliced from 2 exons. The record is from RefSeq and is a predicted model, not a curated record.